UUUAGUCUGAACCCGUGCGUGUGAACUCCUCCUCAAAAUCCUAUCUGAUUUACAUCUAAAUUCAAGUGUUUUUGUGAGGGAUUUCAACAUGGUAUCAGAGCGGGCCGAUCCACAGUGAUCUUCUCUUCAAUUUCUGGUCGUGCUGUGCAUCCGCGAGUGGGCGCCGCCUUUGAGCAGUCGCCGUCGCGCCGUCGCCGGUACAACGUUGUGUCGGCAUCGGGCCGCCGCCGUUGCUGUGACGAGCUGGAUCGAAGUUACUCCCGCACUACAGAGAUUUGGAGUUGCUGUUGACUCUUCUUGUGGCCAUCCUGUGCACGUCUUGGACCAGAACAGGGGAAGAGGAAGUCUCAGGUAUAAAUCUGCUUCAGGCUGAAAGGUGAACUGGUGGACUGAAUCCUCUUGCUCUGCAACGUGUGUUGGAGAGGAGCUGAGUUUUUUUGUAUGUUGGUUUGCUGAAUCGUGUGGGAAGCGGGCUGUUGGUUUCAGUUUGUUUGGUUGCUGAAUUUUGGGUCAAGCUGCUGUAGCUUUUUAGCUGAAUCAUGGGAGAACCUAACAAGGAUUCAGGUGUGGAGAAACUCGUUGAAAGCAUGCAGAGGAUGAUGGCUCAGUUGCUAGAGCAGGCACAAACAAAGGCAAUUAGUGGUUCUGAUGUACUAAAGAAUUUAGAACCAAAUCCGGCCAGGUUGACCGGUCCGGGUGAUUUCUUUAGCUGGUCUCGAAAUGCUUUGUUGAUCCUGGAGGCACACGGUUUGGAGAAAUUUCUGAGAGAAGACGAGAAAAAGCCAGGAGAAGUAGCACAAGAGCAAUGGGACCAACAACAGAAGCGAGUCAUGGUGUGGUUGCUCGGUUCGAUGGAGAAGACUGUGAGGGAACAAGUUGAAGGGCUUCACUCUGCAGCUGAGGUGUGGACAAGCAUUGAGAAACAAUUCUCUGGGAAAUCAAACAAGAUGCAGGUCAGUAGAAUUUUCCAUGAACUAAGGCAUAUCAAGCAAGAGCAGAAGACUGUAACUGAAUAUGCAGGAGAAAUCAAGAAACUUUAUAGAGACCUUGAGUAUUUCAGACCAUUCAAAGCACAUGAUCCCAUGGAUGUUUCACUCCUUCGUGAGUGGUUUGAACCAUUGUUGGUUCAGACCUUCCUUGAUGGCCUGAACUCCGAGUUCAAUCUCCGUUCCCAGCUCAUACAAGCCACGCCAGAUUGGCCUACACUAGACCAAACCAUUGCUAGUGUACUUGAAGAGGAAACAAGAUUGGCGAAUCAAAUCACAGCUCCACAAGAAAAUGAUGGCAGAUCUGCACUAUCUUCAGUUAACCAAGAUCUGUCUCUUGGUACUUCAAGAAAUCAACAUGAAAAUGUUACUAGAUUCUACUACACGAGGAAACCUGGGAAGGUGUGUGACUACUGUAAACAACCAGGCCAUUUGAAGAAGAAUUGUUUUGAUCUAGUUGGUUACCCUCCUGGAUGGCAACAAAAAAAGUUUAACAAAUUCACUAGUGGCAGUAGUAAUGCAAGAAGGACAGAUCGAGCUCAUCUUACACUAUCUAGGGAGGAACCGUCUGCUGUAACAGCCCAAGCACUUGAAGAAUUUAAGGGCAAACUUAUGGCGAAUACUACAGAAGGUCCUAUUGGAACUACCUCCAACGCUCAUUGUGGGAAAGGAUCGGAAGACAAGAAGAAAUCUUGGGACUGGAAUUGAGCAUGAUGGCCUCUACUACCUUAUCAAUGAUCCAUCUCCAUCUCCAUGUGCGCUCAGUAUGAUGAAUAGUUCAGCUACUGAUGAAUUGCUACUAAUGCAUUAUAGACUAGGGCAUUUGUCGUUCCAAGUCCUUAGUCGCAUGUUUCCAUGUCAAGCUAAAAAUUAUUGUAAGGAGAAGCUUUUGUGUGAUGUGUGUGAACUGGCUAAACACACCAGAACCAAUUAUCCUAGUACUAAUGAGAGGAGUAAGCUACCUUUUGAUGUGGUGCAUUCGGAUGUAUGGGGUCCAUCAGCUGUAACUGCCCUCACAGGGGAUAGAUAUUAUGUGACCUUUAUCGAUGGUUUUAGUAGGUGCACAUGGUUGUACCUCCUAAAGCAUAAGUCUGAAGUUCUCCCUGCAUUCAAAGAUUUUUUUAAUAUGGUG
Lolium rigidum is the source of this 2118-nucleotide messenger RNA. RefSeq lists its product as uncharacterized. The record is from RefSeq and is a predicted model, not a curated record. The coding region runs from base 540 to 1694 and encodes 384 amino acids. The transcript is spliced from 2 exons. Gene Ontology annotation, molecular function: zinc ion binding; nucleic acid binding. Lineage: Eukaryota; Viridiplantae; Streptophyta; Magnoliopsida; Poales; Poaceae.